Messenger RNA from Cylicocyclus nassatus, 1413 nucleotides. The record is from the annotation of a GenBank genome assembly. NCBI's taxonomy places the organism in Eukaryota, Metazoa, Nematoda, Chromadorea, Rhabditida, Strongylidae.
AUGCUCAAGGUGCUAAAUUGGUUUGCUAGAACGACCGCGACAAGGAUAAAGAUGAUACGCAAAGAUCCGGUAAUUUUUGUCAUUGGCUGCACAGGUACGGGCAAGAGUGAUUUGGGAGUUGCUAUAGCUAAAAAGUAUAAUGGAGAAAUCAUCAGUGCUGACUCUAUGCAGAUUUAUCAAGGUCUAGAAAUUGCGACGAACAAAAUUACAAAAGAGGAGGCACAAGGUAUACCUCAUCAUCUGAUGAGUUUUGUUGACGCAGCUACAGCUCGGUACAAUAUCCAUCAAUAUCGUGAACAGGGACUCCGCGUCAUCGAGGAAAUUAGACGACGCGGACGUAUCCCCGUUAUUGUGGGUGGGACAGCAUAUUACGUCGAAAGUUUACUAUUUCAGGAGAAUGUUAUCGAAACUCCAGGAUUAGCCGUUGGAGGAAAUGAAGAAGAUUUUCGGAAUUUGAAUAACGCCGAACUCUAUCGAAAACUUGAAGAGAUUGAUCCAGAAUCAGCUCGCUUUGUACAUCCCAACAAUCGGACGCGCGUUCUUCGAGCUAUAGAGAUCUAUCGUCUGACUGGCAGGAAGAAAAGUGAGUUCAUAUUGGAACAAAAGAAGCUCAGAAGAUUCCAAGAUCUGGGAGGACAUCUUCGAUUUCCAGAAUCAUUGCUGAUUUCACUUGAUGCUUCUAAAGAGGUGCUCGCUGAACGACUGGACUUGCGUGUGGAGAAAAUGAAACAAUUAGGACUGAAAAAGGAAUUAGAGAGUUACUAUGCUGAGAACGGCGAGAAAUUGCGGAACAGAGAACAUUUUGGAGUUCUGCAAUGCAUUGGGCUAAAGGAGUUUCUCCCUUAUUUAGAGCUGUCUGCAGAACAACGGCUGUCUGAAAAAGGGCGGCUCCUAUUUGAGAAAGGUUGCGAAGAUGUCAAGCUCCAUACUCGACAGUAUGCUCGCAGACAGCGUAACUGGAUAAACUCGCGGUUUGUUCGAAGGCAGGAAAGUCGUGAAGUUCCCUCCCUGAAAAAGUUGGAUACUUCUGAUAAAAACGGCUUCAUUGCUGAAGGUUUACUUAUAGUUGAUGAGUGGAUGAAUGGCUGUGAUUUUAAGGAAAAAGAAGGAGAUUAUGAAAGCAGCGAAGAAGCAAACAUGACACAACGAUGUGAAUUAUGUAAUAUAGUCAUCGCUGGGAAAAGAAAUUGGAAUAAACAUAUAGCUGGAAAAAAGCACAAGAGUGUUUUGCGAUUAUCGAAACGAAAACAGAAGAGUGCGCAGGUUGCGAUGGCUUGCACCGAAGAGUCACCGACUGAUUGAUUGCUUACCCCGACCCCCUUGCGGACAUCGGGAGUGAACGAUCUCGAGGAAAGCCUGUGGGAGUGAAGAACCAACAAAAAAAUCAAAAUGUACGAAUAAAGCUGUUUUUUG